This is a messenger RNA of Spathaspora passalidarum NRRL Y-27907, 1691 nucleotides long. RefSeq names its product IMP dehydrogenase (gene IMH3). Gene Ontology annotation, molecular function: IMP dehydrogenase activity. The record is from RefSeq and is a predicted model, not a curated record. NCBI's taxonomy places the organism in Eukaryota, Fungi, Ascomycota, Pichiomycetes, Serinales, Debaryomycetaceae. The transcript has 2 exons. Gene Ontology annotation, biological process: GTP biosynthetic process. Gene Ontology annotation, cellular component: cytoplasm. The coding region runs from base 60 to 1625 and encodes 521 amino acids.
CAAAGUUUGCCCCGUUUGAAUAGGACUAUCUUUUAAUUCGACUAACUUAAUAUAUCAUCAUGGUUUUAGACGCUGCUUCUGCCACUUCAUACUUGAAAAACUACAAGGAAAAAGACGGAUUAUCUGUUAAGCAAUUGAUUGAUUCUACCAACUUUGGUGGUUUGACUUAUAAUGAUUUUUUGGUUCUUCCAGGUUUGAUUAACUUCCCAUCUUCUGCUGUUAGUUUAGAUUCUAAAUUAACCAAGAAGAUCACUUUGAGAUCUCCAUUUGUUUCUUCUCCUAUGGAUACUGUUACCGAAGAAGCCAUGGCUAUUCACAUGGCUUUAUUGGGUGGUAUUGGUAUUCUUCACCACAACUGUACUCCUGAAGAACAAGCUGAAAUGGUUAGAAAGGUCAAGAAGUACGAAAAUGGGUUCAUUAACGACCCAGUUGUUAUCAGCCCUGAUACCACUGUUGGUGAAGUCAAGCAAAUGAAGGUUGAAUUAGGAUACUCUUCCUUCCCAGUCACUGAAACUGGUAAGAUUGGUGGUAAAUUAGUUGGUAUUGUCACCUCCCGUGAUGUUCAAUUCCACGAACAAGACGAUGACAAGGUUUCUGUUAUUAUGACUACUGAUUUAGUCGUUGGUAAGCAAGGUACUACCUUGAAUGAAGGUAAUGAAUUGUUGAGAACCUCCAAGAAGGGUAAAUUACCAAUUGUUGAUUCAAAUGGUAACUUGGUUUCUUUGAUUUCCAGAACCGAUUUACAAAAGAAUCAAACUUAUCCAAACGCUUCUAAGUCAUUCGAUUCUAAGCAAUUGUUGUGUGGGGCUGCCAUUGGUACCAUUGAAGCUGAUAGAGAAAGAUUAGACAAGUUAGUUGAAGCUGGAUUAGAUGUUGUUGUUUUAGAUUCUUCUAACGGUUCUUCUGUUUUCCAAUUGGAUAUGAUCAAAUGGAUCAAGAACAAGUAUCCAGAUUUACAAGUCAUUGCUGGUAAUGUUGUCACUAGAGAACAAGCUGCUUUAUUGAUUGAAGCUGGUGCCGAUGGGUUAAGAAUUGGUAUGGGUUCCGGUUCCAUUUGUAUUACUCAAGAAGUUAUGGCUUGUGGUAGACCUCAAGGUACUGCUGUUUACAAUGUCACUGAAUUUGCUAACCAAUUUGGUGUUCCAUGUAUUGCUGAUGGUGGUAUUGGUAACAUUGGUCAUAUCACCAAGGCUCUUGCUUUAGGUGCUUCUUGUGUUAUGAUGGGUGGUUUGUUAGCCGGUACUACUGAAACUCCAGGUAAUUACUUUUACAGAGACGGUAAGAGAUUAAAGACUUAUAGAGGUAUGGGAUCUAUUGAUGCCAUGCAACAAACUAAGCAAAAUGCCAAUGCUUCUACUUCUAGAUAUUUCUCUGAAUCUGAUCAAGUUUUGGUUGCACAAGGUGUUUCUGGUGCUGUUGUUGAUAAAGGUUCCAUCACCAAGUUUGUUCCAUAUUUGUUUAAUGGUUUACAACAUUCUUUACAAGAUAUUGGUAUGAAGUCUAUUGAAGAAUUGAGAGAAAAGACUGAUUCUGGUGAAGUUCGUUUUGAAUUCAGAACCGCUUCUGCUCAAUUCGAAGGUGGUGUCCACGGUUUACACUCUUAUGAAAAGAGAUUACAUAACUAAUCUUGUCUAUCGUCAUUUUGUUUAAAAUUUUUUUUGUAUAUUUAACAAUAUAAAAUUGUAUUUGGG